Molecule: messenger RNA, 2073 nt
Organism: Tetrahymena thermophila SB210
Lineage: Eukaryota; Ciliophora; Oligohymenophorea; Hymenostomatida; Tetrahymenidae
Exons: 5
Source: RefSeq, a predicted model, not a curated record
AUGUAAAACAACAUACAUAAUUACUAUCCUUUUGAAGACGAAGAAGAAGAGAGAAAAUCAUGGAAUAAAACAAAGAAAAUGUUCAAUUAUGGUCAUUAUAGUUUAAAUUUCCACAAAUAACAGAUUUACAUAAAGUAAUAGAAAAAAAUAUAUGAAACAAUAAAUUAUAAUAAAAUUGAAUAUCUCAGAUCAGAAGACGAAGAUCCUGAAAAUGAGUCAGGUUUAAAAAUGGUCUUGAUAAUAAGAAAAGGAAAAAGUAUGUUUUCAGACCAAUUAAAUAAUAAUUAUCAUUUUAAUAACAUCACAUUCUUGAUACUCUAUAAGAUUUAUCAAUAUCUUGAUUUAGAAUAUGAAUUAUAAGUCUUUAACAAGAGUUACAUAUUUUCUCAAGAUGAAAAUGAAAGAGAAUCUUGUUAUAUUCCAAUUUAAACAAAGAUUUAUUUGGAUAAUAAAAAUAAAAUCGGAGUUGAACCUGAUGAACUUUUCAUGUUAUAGAAGAUUCAAUCCAUUUAUGAGAAGAAAUUUAAUAAUAAUAUUGUUUUAAUUUAUAGAUUUUAUAAGAAAUUAUGUAAAGAUAUAUUUUUGCUUAAUAUGAUAAAUGAUAAUAAUUGGAAAGGAUUGAGUUAACGUUUAUCUAUUUUUAAUUAAAUAAUGGAAUUCUUACCUUAAAAAGUUAGUAUAUAUAAAGAAUGGAUAGAAAUGCAAGUUCUGUUCAAUAUAAAGAGCACAGGCAUGUAUACUAAUAAUAACAACAAAAAAACUUCUAAAUAAAUAUUAGAAGAAGAAGAAUAAUUUUAAAAGGAUUAAAAAGCGAAAGACUAAAACAAGGAACUUUAUUAGACAAUAAAUCCAAAAAAAGUUCUUGUGUAAGACACUUUUAAUAAUAUAGGAUUUUAAUAAUAAUAAAUAGAACCUGAUAUGUUAAUGGCAAGGAUAAGACCUUAACAUACUCUACCCCAGAGCACAACGUUACCCCAAAGCAUAACGUUACCCCAAAGCAUAACGUUACCCCAAAACACAACGUUACCCCAAAGCACAGCUUACAUAGAAUACGAGGUUAAAGUUUCAGACAGAGCCAAGUUAUAUAUAACUGUUCCUGACAAAGGAAAUGAUUUUCCAGAAAUUUAAUUUUCCGGGGAAACAUUUGAGCAAUAAAUAGAAAGAAUGAUUUAUCACUUCAAAGAAAUAGUAGAUAAAUAAACUUUCUAAGAUUUUGGCCUUGACAUUGUUAAUACAAGCUUACUUGGUUAUUCUUCGUUGAUAGAUAACCAUAUAACUAAAAAACGUUUGCCUGGGCGAUAUUAAAUUUAAAAAGCCAUGAAAAUAACAGAUUUUUAUCAAAACAGAAUCACAUAUCAAGAACAUAACGAAUUAUUCCAUUUAUGGUUCAUGUAAAUCGCAUCGCAUUUGUUGCAUAAGGAAACUGGGAAAUAUUUUCAUAUCGAAUACUAUCAAAAAGUUUUGAAUUGUAUCGUAACAUAAAUUCCUUUCUAAACUUUAACGCUUGAUUCUGAGCGCGCUGACGAUUUGAUGAAUAAUGAUCUCAUCAAAUAACAAACCAGGAGGUUCUAUUAGUUAGUAAAUAAAAAUCUAGUUCAUAUUGCUAGCUGUAAUUAUGGAGUUUAAGAUUCGAUUGGGUUUGUUAUAAACUUUAACACCGAACAAAUCCCUAAAGAAAGCGAAUUAAGAAAGGAACAUAAAUUCCGUAUUUAGCUAAAGAGAAUUAAAUUGUAACUAAAAAAUCAAGUCCAAUAACUGGCAAUAUACGUCUAAUAAUAAAAUCUUACGAAAUUGCGAAAUUUUAAGAAUUUUGAAUUCUAUUUAGCGAUAGCUAUUAUAGAAAAAUUUUUUGUUGUGCCCGAUUUCUUCGGAGUUCCGUUGUUUGACGAUGAAUUUUAAAAUUAUCGUUAAGCGAUGAUUCAAUUAUAAAAGAGCUACUUGAGAAAGUUCGAUCAUGUCAAGCAAUAGGAGUAUGAGCCCUAUAAAUCUAACAUGAAAAUUUAGGUCGAAAAUUAUAGGAACGCUCAAAAACAAUAAAUAGGCUACAUAAAUAUUAAAUUAGAUGGUUUGUGA